This is a messenger RNA of Eriocheir sinensis (Chinese mitten crab), 11782 nucleotides long. Its product is annotated as mucin-2-like. The record is from RefSeq and is a predicted model, not a curated record. Gene Ontology annotation, molecular function: protein binding. The transcript is spliced from 19 exons. Lineage: Eukaryota; Metazoa; Arthropoda; Malacostraca; Decapoda; Varunidae. Bases 1348 to 11727 code for a protein of 3459 amino acids.
AUCUGUCUCGGAUUGAAUUAAAUAGCAGUGUUUGGGCAGCUUUUAUUAGUCCGGGGAUACAACACAACACACCUUCCCUGUUACGUAUGAGGAAAGACUCGCAACGCCUCAACAUUACGUUACAUUCCAACACGGUGACCGCAAACAGGUACCCGUGUAAAUCAUCCUCUACCUGUUCAUUUAGACUCACGAACUGUCAUACAUUUACGUCCUGGAUCCAUCUCAUCGCCCGAAGACUUAAAUGAGAGGAUGGAGGAGGCGAGACUGAACUACUGUGGGAGGAUGAAGCGUGACGAGAGGCAGGACUCACCCUUUGGAGGCUCACUCUUACCGGAGAGAGGCGAGGGAGGGAGAGGCGCGAGAGGGAGAGGCAGGUGUACAGUUUUGUCUCCCAGCACUCAUCACCCCACCUGUCGCCUGCUGUCUCACCGAGCGUAUCUUGUGCCGGGGCGAGCAAUAGCCGUGCGGGGGUGUGAGACGUGUGUGUGGAGCGCUCGUAGCUGAAAGAGUGAGAGAGAGACCAGGUCCUUCUUCUCCUUGCCUGGGCUGCCGCCGACUGGUGGCGGUGCAGCUUCCUUCCCCGCCGCCCGGUAAGUGGGCCAGACUCAACCCCGCUGUGAGUCUCCCACAGGCAAGGGUCUUCAGCUCCUCGGCCCCUCCCCGCCCCUCCUCGACGCUCCGGCCUUUCCUUGCCCCGCGCUUUGACGUCACGGAGGGGGCGGGGUCAACCUGGGCACCACACUCAUGAGGCGGACCGUUUUGACGAAAAAUAUGCCCAUUGGUGACUUUUUGGUGGCUUGUUUUAUUGAUUUUAGUUAUUUCUUUCUCGGAGAGUGCGGGGCGGGAGCUGGGAAGGAGGAUGGGGCGGGGCGAUGCCGAGGUCGUGGAACUGUCAUCUUUAGCCCCGGGCGGCGACCACCAGCCAAUGAGCGUGCGGCGCGGACGACGUGCCGGCCCGGGGCGCCCCACCAACCCGGAUGCCAGCCCUCAGCUUCCCCUGGGGCACGCUGGCACCCGGGGCACUCACCCCCGAGAAAAAUGUCCGGUGUGGAGGGAAACAAAGACAAGAAUCGCCUUUGGAAUCGAGGGGCGGAGAGGUCUUAACAGGGAGGUUCAGGCCGGAGUCAAGUGACCGGCUGGCGGGAGCCGCGCGCCGGGGCCAAGAAUCUGCCCAACCCCACCUGAGGCCCGCCUUUGCAGGCCGCUGGUGGAGUAGAGGAAGCAGGAGGAGAAGAAGGAAGAGAAGAUGGGAAGGGGGGCAGGGGGAGCGGGAGGCAGCAAAGGGGGGUUGCCAGACGUCUUCGGCAAGGCAAGGCAAGGAGUGAGCGGGAAGGAGGAGGAGGCGGCAUGAAGACGGUACAGUCACAGCGGCGUCCUGCCUCAUCGCCAUUCCCACUCCAACCACCACACGGAGAGGACCACCGACAUCCUCCGCCCCACACACUGGCAAGGAGGACGCUACGAACAUUCUCUCCGGGACUCCAGAAAACAAGGAGCGGGAUGGGGGACCAGUGCGUCUUCCUGGCGGGGCUAUUGCUGCUGCUCGUGUGUCUAACGCCCUCCACACACGCAGCUCCCUACCUCCCUUCCAGCCAACACAUACAGACAGACUUCUCCAACGUCUUCCACUCGUCGAAAGGAGGCUUGAUCGGACCACUGUUUAAACACGAUGGUGGGCAUGAACUGGACUCCCCCGUCCCUAAUGGAGGAUGUUACUACCAGUUUCGCCACUACGAGGAAGGGGACAGAAUUAUCACGAACGAGCCUUGCCUCAACUGUACCUGUCAUAACUCCAUGCUCAUGUGCUACCUCAAGGUGUGUCCCUUCAGCAAACCCAUCGGCCAGGACUGCACCGUGGAGAAGAGUCCCAGCCAGUGCUGCCCAGUCAUCACCUGCCCCCAAGUGCCUGUCAACCUCCAAGUAAUGCACAUGACCUCCUCCACCACCCCGACCCCCGCCGCCAGCACCGCCAUCAUGCCCUUCACGGAGCGUGGCUGCACCAUCGACGGCUUCUACUACCCCGAUGGAGCACAGGUGCCGGGUGAGCCAAGCAAGCCCUGCGAGCUGUGUUACUGCAUCAGGAACCACACGGCGUGCGUGAUGCAGGAGUGCAUCUUGAUGGUGCCCGGAUGCAAGCCGGAAUUCGAGGAGGGUGUCUGCUGUCCCGUUAGAUAUGAGUGUGCUUACGAAGAAGAGGAAGGCGCCCUCAUCACCACCACGCCUCUGCCAGGCAGUAAUGACAGUGUUGUCCUCCCAACCACCACCCUGCCGCCGGGGCAUUCGGGAUGUGUUCACAAGGGAGAGUUCUAUGCAGAUGGAGCCUCAAUCCCCUCGGACGAUCCCUGUGAACACUGCUACUGCAUGAUGGGCGACUUGGUGUGUGCCAUCCAGGAGUGUCAGUCACCGCUGGACGAAAUGCAAGAGAAUUGUAUUCCUCGACCGCCCCAGCCCGGAAAGUGCUGCCCCGAGGCGUAUGACUGUCCCGAGGUAACCACCACAACAAUAGCUCCUGAGGACUACACUGAGUACCCUGCUACGAUCUCGCAGUCUCCAGUAGACGCUACUGAUGAUCAACUAGACACGACUGGAACCACUGCUGCCCAGGAGAAACCUAGUAAAACCACACCACUGGCCAUCACCGAAGCCAGUGAGUACACCACUGAUGCUCCAGCUGCAACCAGUGGUGUCACAUACAUUCCACCAGUGUCAAUCGAGACCACCGAUGCUACACUUGAGACUAGUGAUGCCACUGCUUCUAUAACAGAUGUUGAGGAGGCCACUGAUGCUCCAGUUGAUGCUACAGAGACCACCGAUAUUUUAACAGUGAGUGGUGAGGUCACAGAUGCUCCAACAGCCGAAGUUGAGACCCCUGAUGGUGCAGUAGAUGAAGUGGAAACCACCGUUCCUCCGACAGAAGAAAAGGAGACCACCGAUGCUCCUACAGAUGAAGUGGAGACCACUGAUGCUCCCACAGAUGAAGUGGAGACCACUGAUGGCCCUACAGAUGAAGUAGAGACCACUGAUGCUCCAAAAGAUGAAGCAGAGACACCUGAUACUCCAAUAGUGACUGGGGAGACCACUGAUGCUCCAGCAAUAAUAGGAGAGACCACUCCACAAACAAUUAUCGAAGCCAGUGAGUACACCACUGAUGCUCCAGCUGGAACCAGUGGCGUCACAUACACUCCCCCCUUAUCAACGGAGACUACUGAUGCUCCGACAGAUGAAAAAGAGAGCACUGAUGCACCCACAGAUGAAGAUGAGACCACUGAUGCUCCCACAGAUGAACUGGAGACCACCGAUGCUCCAAUAGCAACUGGAGAGACCACUCCACACACAGUUAUCGAGGCCAGUGAGUACACCACUGAUGUUCCAGCUGGAACCACCGAUGCUCCAACAGAUGAAGAGGAGACCACCGAUGCCCCGACAGAUGAGGAGACCACCGAUGCUCCAACAGAUGUAGUGGAAACCACCGAUGGUCCAACAGAUGAAGUGGAGUCCACUGGUGCUCCCACAGAUGAGGUGGAGGGCCCUGAUGUGCCGAUAGAUGAAAUAGAGACCACCGUUGCUCCUACAGAUGAAGUGGAGACUACUGAUGCCCCGACAGUAACUGGAGAGACCACUCCACACACAGUUAUCGAAGCCAGUGAGUACACCACUGAUGCUCCAGCCGGAACCAUUGGUGUCACAUACACUCCUCCAGCAUCAACUGAGACCACCGAUGCCCCAACAGAUGAGAAGGAGAUCACCGAGGCCCCAACGGAUGAAAUAGAGACAACCGAUACCCCAACGGAUGAAGUUGAGACCACUGAUUCUCCUACAGAUGAAUUUGAGACCACCGAUUCUCAUACAGAUGAAUUUGAGACCACCGAUGCUCCCACAGAUGAAUUUGAGACCACCGAUGCUCCCACAGAUGAAGCUGAGACCACAGAUGCUCCCACAGAUGAAGUUGAGAUCACCGAUGCUCCCAUAGAUAAAGUAGAAACCACCGAUCCUCUUACAGAUGAAGUUGAGACCACCGAUUCUCCCACAGAUGAAGAUGAGACCACCGAUGCUCCCACAGAUGAACUGGAGACCACCGAUGCUCCAACAGUAACUGGAGAGACCACUCCACACACAGUUAUCGAAGCCAGUGAAUACACCACUGAUGCUCCAGCUGGAACCAGUGGUGUCACUUACACUCCCCCCGUAACAACUGAGGCCACUGAUGCCCCGACAGAUCAGAAGGAGACUACCGAUGCACCAACAGAGGAGGAGACCACUGAUGCUCCAAUCGAUGAAGUUGAAACCACCGAUGCUCCAACCGAUGAUUUUGAGACCACCGUUUCUCCCACAGAUGAAGUGGAGACCACCGUUUCUCCCACAGAUGAAGUGGAGACCACCGAUGCUCCCACAGACGAAGUGGAGACCACCGAUGGUCCAACAGAUGAAGUGGAGACCACUGAUGCUCCAGCUGCUGGGGAGACCACUCCACAUACAGUUAUCGAAGCCAGUGAGUACACCACUGACGCUCCAGCUGGAACCAGUGGUGUCACAUACACUCCCCCGGUAUCAACGGAGACUACGGAUACUCCAACAGAUGAGAAAGAUACUACCGAUGCUCCAAUAGAUGAGAAGGAGACCACCGAUGCUCCGACAGAAGAAGUGGAGACCACUGACAUUCCAGCAGAUGAAGCUAAGACCACCGAUGAUCUCACAGAAGUUGAGACCACCGAUGCUCCCACAGAUGAAGUUAAGACUACCGAUGCUCCUACAGAUGAAGUUGAGACCACCGAUGCUCCCAUAGCACUGGAGACCACCGAUGUUCCCACAGACGAAGUUGAGACCCCUGAUACUCUUACAGAUGAAGUAGAGACCACUGAUGUUCCUACAGAUGAAAUGGAGACCACUGAUGCUCCAGUAGUGACUGGGGAGACCACAGAUGCUCCGACAGAAUCUGGAGAGACCACUCCACACACAGUUAUCGAAGCCAGUGAGUACACAACUGAUGCUCCAGCUGGAACCAGUGGUGUCACAUACACUCCCCCAGUAUCAACCGAGACCACCGAUGCCCCGACAGAUGAGAAGGAGACCACUGAUUCUCUGACAGAUGAAGUGGAGACCACCGAGACUCCGACAGAUGAAGUGGAGACCACUGGUGCUCCAAUAGAUGAAGUGGGGUCUACCGAUGUCUCAAUACAUAGCACCGAAACUACAGAUUAUCCAACAGAGACUGAACAUGGAAAGACAACUCCGAGUCCAUCUACAGAACUCACUCCUGGCAGUUGCAUUGUUCAAGGAUCUCAAGUUUCCAACAAUAGUGAAGUAUUACCGACCGGACCUUGCCAGGAACAUUGUCUCUGUGUAGAUGGUCAAGUCAAGUGUGAUAUGACGGCAUGUCCUCCUUCUCCCCCGGCGUUCCUAAGAUGCUCCCCAAAGCCUCCUUCUGAUGAUGAGUGCUGCCCAACUUAUUCUUGCCCUGUAGGCCCCGAUGACCUUGUCUGCGAGGCGGAUGGAGAAACAUAUCAGGAAGGAGAAGCCGUACCAACCACAGACCUCUGCGCCGAUUGCUUCUGUUUUCGAGGAGAUGUCAUUUGUGCCUAUCAAGAAUGCGACGUGCCAGAAGGGGAGAACUGUGUGCCAAUAGAAAUACCUUCCAGCGCAUGUUGUCCAACCAAGUACAACUGCGAUGUCCUUGAGUCCCUGAGCAAAGUGACAGAUGAACCUGUGACCACCACCUCAUCGCCCACUCAAGAUGGAUACUCUACAGCUUCAGUUGAGCCAGACGAGUCAACAACUACAGCGCCUGAUGCAGUGGUGACAGUCCCUGAAUCUACAUUUGAAACAAUAGAUGUUGAACAAACAACUUAUCAGCCAACAGAUGACAAAGAAGUGACUGAUGCUCCAACAGUCACUGGAGAGACUACUCCACACACCGCUGUCGAAGCCAGUGAGUACACCACUGAUGCUCCAACGGGAACCAGUGGUGUCACAUAUACUCCCCCAGUAUCAACUGAGACCACCGAUGCCGCGACAGAUGAGAAGGAGACCACUGAUGCUCCGACAGAUGAGAAGGAAACCACUGAUGCUCCCACAGAUGACGUGGAGACCACUGAUGCUCCGACAGAUGACGUUGAGACCACCGAUGCUCCCACAGAUGACGUGGAGACCACUGAUGCUCUGACAGAUGAAAUUGAAACCACUGAUACUCCGAAAAUUGAAGUGGAGAGCACAUAUGCUCCGACAGUUGAAGAGGAAAGCACUGAUGGCCCGACACAUGAGAUGGAAACCACUGUUGCUAUAACAUCAACCGGUGAGACCACUCCACCCUCUAUUAUUGAAGCCAGUGAGUUCACCACUGAUGCUCCAGCUGGAACCAUUGGUGUCACAUACAUUCCACCAGUAUCAACCGAGACCACCGAUGCUCCGACCGGCGCAAUAGAGACCACCGAUGCGCCAACAGAUGAACCGGAGACCACUGAUGCGCCAACAGAUGAAGAGGAGACCACUGACAUUUCAACAGAUGAAGUGGAGACCACUGAUACUCCAACAGAUGAAGAGAAGACCACCGAUGCACCAACAGAUGAAGUAGAGACCGCUGAGGCUCCAACAGAUGAAGAGAAGACAACUGACAUCCCAACAGUUGAAGAGGAGACCACUGAUGCUCCAACAGAUAUAGAGGAGACCACCGAUGCUUCAACAGCAACUGGGGAGACCACUCCACACUCAGUUAUCGAAGCCAGUGAGUACACCACUGAUGCACCAACAGGAACCAGCGGCGUCACAUACACUCCCCCAGUAUCAACUGAGACACCCGAUGCUCCAAUCGAUGAAGAUGAGACCACCGAUGCUCCGACAGAUGAGAAGGAGACCACCGAUGAUCCAACAGAUGAAGUGGAGACCACUGAUACUCCAACAGAUGAACUGGAAACCACUGAUGCUGAAACUGAUGAAGUGGACACCACUGAUGCUCCUACAGAUGAAGUGGAGACCACUGAUGCUGCAACAGUAACUAGAGAGACCACUCCACACACAGUUAUCGAAGCCAGUGAGUACACCACUGAUGCUCCAGCUGGAACAAUUGGUGUCACAUACAUUCCUCCACUAUCGACUGAGACUACCGAUGCUCCGACAGAUGAACCUGAGACCACUGAUGCACCCACAGGUGAAGUGGAGGCCACAGACGCUCCAACAGAUGAAGUUGAAUCCACCGAUGCUCCCACAGAUAAAGUGGAAACCACUGAUUCUCCGACAGAUGAAGUCCAGACCUCCGAUGCACCAAUAGAUGAAGUGAAAACCACUGAUGCACCCGAAUAUGAAGUUGAAACCACUGAUACUACCACAGAUGAAAUGGAGACCACCGUUGCUCCGACAGAUGAAGUGGAGACUACUGAUGCUUCAUCAAUAACUAGAGAGACCACUCCACACCCAGUUAUCGAAGCUAGUGAGUACACCACUGAUGCACCAGCCGGAACCAGUGGUGUCACAUACACUCCCCCAAUAUCAACGGAGAGUACCGAUGCCCCAACGGAUGAAGUAGAGACUACUGAUGCUUCAACAGAUGAAAUUGAGACCACCGAUGCUCCCACAGGUGAAGUGGAGACCACUGAUGCUCCGACAGAUGAAGUGGAGACCACCGUUGCUCCGACAGAUGAAGUGGAGACUACUGAUGCUUCAUCAAUAACUAGAGAGACCACUCCACACGCAGUUAUCGAAGCCAGUGAGUACACCACUGAUGCUCCAGCCGGAACCAGUGGUGUCACAUACACUCCCUCAAUAUCAACGGAGAGUACCGAUGCCCCAACGGAUGAAGUAGAGACUACUGAUGCUUCAACAGAUGAAAUUGAGACCACCGAUGCUCCCACAGGUGAAGUGGAGACCACUGAUGCCCCGACAGAUGAAGUGGAGACCACCGUUGCUCCGACAGAUGAAGUGGAGACUACUGAUGCUGCAACAGUGACUAGAGAGACCACUCCACACGCAGUUAUCGAAGCCAGUGAGUACACCACUGAUGCUCCAGCCGGAACCAGUGGUGUCACAUACACUCCCUCAAUAUCAACGGAGAGUACCGAUGCCCCAACGGAUGAAGUAGAGACUACUGAUGCUUCAACAGAUGAAAUUGAGACCACCGAUGCUCCCACAGGUGAAGUGGAGACCACUGAUGCUCCGACAGACGACGUUGAGACCACCGAUGCCCCGGCAGAUGAAGAUGAGACCACUGAUGCUGCAACAGUGACUGGAGAGACCACUCCGCACACAGUUAUCGAAGCCAGUGAGUACACCACUGAUGCUCCAGCUGGAACCAGUGGUGUCACAUACACUCCCCCAGUAUCGACUGAGACCACCGAUGCCCCGACAGAUGAGAAGGAGAUCACUGAUUCUCCGACAGAUGAGGAGACCACCGAUGCACCAACCGAUGAAGUGGAGAUCACUGAUGCUCUGACAGAUGAAGUAGAGACCACUGAUGCUCCAACCGAUGAAAUGGAGACCACUGAUGCUCCUACAGAUGAAGUGAAGACCACUGAUGCUCCGACAGAUGAAGUGGAAAUUACUGAUGCACCAACAGUAUCUAAAGAGACCACUCCACACACAGUUAUCGAAGCCAGUGAGUACACCACUGAUGGUCCAGUUGGAACAAUUGGUGUCACAUACAUUCCUCCAGUAUCAACGGAGACUACUGAUGCUCCGACAGAUGAGAAGGAGACCACUGAUGCUCCCACAGAAGAAAUGGAAACUACCUAUGUUUCAGUAGAUGAGGAGACCACUGAGGCUCCAACAGAUGAAGCGGAAACCACCGAUGCUCCUACAGAUGAACUGGAGACCACUGAUGCUUCAACAGCAACUAGGGAGACCACUCCACACACAGUUAUCGAAGCCAGUGAGUACACCACUGAUGCUCCAGUCGGAACCAGCGGUAUCACAUACACUCCCCCAGUGUUAACUGAGACCACUCAUACUUCAGUAGAUGAUAAGGACACCACUGAUGCUCCCACAGAUGAGGAGACCACCGAUGCUCCCACAGAUGAGAAGGAGAUCACCGAUGCACCGACAGAUGGGAAGGAGACCACCGAUGCACCGACAGAUGGGAAGGAGACCACCGAUGCUCCGACAGACGAAGUGGAGACCACUGAAGCUCCAACAGUGUUAAUUGAGACCACAGCGUCUUCUGAAGAAACAAGCAGAGUCACUGACUCUCCGACAGAAACAAGUGAGCCAACAGAUGCGGCAGCAGAGGUAGAGGAGACCACUGUUUCACCAGGAGAAAUUAUGGAGACCACUGACUCUUCUACAGAAGCAGAAGAGAUUACUGACUAUCCGGCAGAUAAGGAAGAACAUACCACCAUUGAAACUGUCACUGGGAGGCCAUCAGAAGUAGAACCUGACCUAACCACACCUUCAACAGAAGGUGUUCCAGGCGAGGGAAGCUGUUACUUCAAUGGCACAGUGUAUGCUAACGGAGACUCGGUGCCACCGUCCUCAGCAUGUCAACUAUCCUGCCUGUGUCAGAACAGUCUCAUUGAAUGCACUCUUGAGAACUGUGAGACCCCAGCUCUUGAGGAAGGCUGCCAGCUGCAGGAAAUUGCCGGCCAGUGCUGUCCAGUGUCAAAUUGUACCAUAGAGACCACCCCUGACACCCCGUCUGACAAGUGCUACGUCGACGGCAAAGAGUACGCCAGCUACGACCCGGUGCCCAGCGAAAAUAUCUGCAAGGACUGUUUCUGUUACCGAGGAGAGGUUAAGUGUGCUACCCUCCAGUGCCCCGCCGCGCCAUCACCAAACUGUCGGGCCGUUGUUCGGGACAUAUCGAUAUGCUGCCCGGAGUAUAUAUGUGAUGGCGACGAGGCAGCCAAGGAGACGACGACGGUCUCCACAUUCACUGAAACUGAUGACUCAACUCAUGUUUCAGCAGACACCGACUCCACAGUUACUGUUGCCCCUGGAGACACCGACGACACCGUUACUGAAGAUAUUGGCGACACAACCACUGCUGUCCCUGACGACACAGCCACCGUUACUCCAGAAGACACAGACGACGCAGCCACCGUUACCCCAGAAGACACAGACGACGCAGCCACCGUUACCCCAGAAGACACAGACGACGCAUCCACUGUUACUGCUGCUACUCAAGUCGGUGAAGACACAACCACUGUUUCUCCUGACGACACUGACGAGACACUGACGCUGGCUACGGAAGACCCCAGUACUACUGAGAAGACAUCCACCGUCACUCCUGAAAGCGAGACUGUUACGGAAGAUGUGGAAGACUACGCCGACUGUGUAGUAGAGGGUCAAUCAUAUGGAGACGGCGCCACUGUCCCGACCACGUCCCCCUGCCAGGAGUCAUGCCGCUGUGAUAACGGCUCGGUGAUCUGCAGCAGGCUCUCGUGUCCUCUGCCUCCCCCUGUCUUCCUUCGUUGCUCCAAGCUUCCCGCCAACGGCUCUUGUUGUCCUCUCUACGACUGUCCUCCGGACACUGUUGACACCUCGACGGCAUCUCCCGCCUGCGUGGAGAACGAUGUCUCCUACCAGCACGGUGAAUUCAUCCCCAUGGAGUCAGAUUGUGUGGACUGUUAUUGCUUGUCCGGCGAGGUGGUGUGCGCCACGCGGGAGUGUGUCGCUCCGGCAACCAACUGCGUGCCGCUAAAACAGCCCGAGGGAAGCUGUUGUCCCACACAAUACGAGUGCUUCGAGACACCAACUCCCGACACAGAAGUGACAGCAGAUGGCGCCGCCGCCACGACGGAGGCCACUUCGGAAACUAGCGCCGAGGUGGAAGCCUCCGUGGCUGUCACCGAUAUGACACCUUCAGUAUCAGAAGAUUCUGUAUCAACUGUGGCUGAGCAAGUAACCGAAGCCUCGUAUGCUACUGACGAUGACUCAGACAAAGUAAGUCAACCGGGUGUCACCGAAUCUGUGGCUGCGACAGUUGCCACUGUCCCCGGCGUCAGUACUACCACUGAGACCUCUCCCGAAAAAAUUGAGGGCGAUUCUGAAGAGACACUUAUAACCACUGAUAGUCCAGAUGUAAUUCAAGAGAUUACUUCUUCUGAGGCGCACGCAAGCAGCACAGAGUCCACGGAAGAUGAAUUGACUACAGCAAGCCCGAGCCCAAGCAGCAGCGAACAGCCAGAGAGUGACGAGAAAGAGGACGGCGUAAGUGCAGUAACAGAACCAGUGUCUCCCAGCACUGCUGCCACCACGCCUAGCACAACAAUCUCCACCACAACCGAAGUGUCUCCUUUCCCACCCUUCCCCGGCUAUGUCGACACCACCACCACCACCACCACCACUCCCAUGACUUACGGCCCAGGAGCUUGUGUGUUCAACGGGAAGGUAUACGCCUCGGCCCAGCAGAUCCCUCGUGACGACCCAUGUGACUUCUGCUUCUGCUUCCGCGGUGACAUUAUCUGUCUGCAGCAGUCGUGCCCGCCACCUAUCCCCAACUGCUACGAAGAGGCCAUUCCAGGCUUCUGCUGCCCGCGCUACGAGUGCCCGGUGGUACAGACACUCGUCAAUGUCACCACCACCACCACGCCCAUCCCCACCUACCCACCCGUCCAGCAGCAGGUGGAGGUGGUUAUGUGUGAAAUAGGUAACCGAUACUAUCACCAGGGGCAGCUUGUGGAGGAGGCGUCUGGGCCCUGCCUCGAGUGUAGGUGUGGAAGCGAAGGGAUGAUGCAGUGCAACCCGAAAGAGUGCAAAGCAGAGCCCAUGCUGAGAAAGAUACUAAGCAGCAAGUACCAGGGAUGAGGCAGCCGGGCGUAGCGAGGGCUGGGCGGUGAUCCAGCCGGCCCGCCAACCUCUC